Molecule: messenger RNA, 225 nt
Organism: Pieris macdunnoughi
Lineage: Eukaryota; Metazoa; Arthropoda; Insecta; Lepidoptera; Pieridae
Source: the annotation of a GenBank genome assembly
AUGUUCGCUGGUAUUGCAACAAGAGGUGGCGCCGCUUCUGCCCAUGCUUUGAAACGUUCUCGCUUACAAAGCGAGGCCACCUUGCAAGUAUGCUUAAAGCAGGGCUGUGACUUGCCACCGAAAGGCACCGUAGUAAAUGGAUUAAAGAAUUACAUGCCCUGCAUAACUACUUCGGCGACAGAGUCAGUGACGGAAUCUGGAGCUUCCGAAGAAAAGCAUAUAUAG